Mycena indigotica is the source of this 1944-nucleotide messenger RNA. RefSeq lists its product as uncharacterized. NCBI's taxonomy places the organism in Eukaryota, Fungi, Basidiomycota, Agaricomycetes, Agaricales, Mycenaceae. The record is from RefSeq and is a predicted model, not a curated record. The coding region runs from base 1 to 1944 and encodes 647 amino acids. The transcript is spliced from 4 exons.
AUGGCGUCUGUGCUGCAAACACGAGUCGCGCUGCCGCCGAGCGCGGAUUCUCCUAAAAAAGCGUGGAAGUCCCACCAACAACAGAAUGUUAAUAGCAAUACGACUCCAACUCGUGCCGUGCACAUGCCCCAGGACGGAAACAGCCCAUCUUUGCUCGCCAGAAUUGGUGGCCGCGAAAAAUCGCUGCUGGAGAGAAUGGAGAUUGAUGUUAAUUCGACGCGUUUAGAGGAGGAGCAAGUGCCAUCCAGGGAAGAGAAGAACAUAUCAAUCGAUUUACAGGGUCCUAUAACAUCAUCGCUAAACGGACACACUCCCUCAACUAGAAGCGACUUGAAUACGUCUGACCCAGCGUUCCAGCGCCGAGUUGAAAAUAUGCUAACUCAUGCGGUCUAUCAAAACACAAUUUUGCGCUCGGGUCAGCCUGAGCCGCCAGACCCGCGAUCUCUUCAGACAAGAGUGAACUGGACGGUGAGCUCAUCGGCUGUGGAGAGGUUUGGGGAAAAGAUUACACGGGCUCAACGCGAACUCGAUGCGUUGUCGGCAGAAAAGAAGGCGGAGAUUAUGUCAAUGACCAGAGCAACAAACAUUGUCUCCUUUGAUUCGCCUUGGCCACCGCCACCAUCUACCUCUUUCGCAUCGACAUCCUCUUCUCGCGAGCCAAUGGCUAGCGACAAACGGGUUCCUAGUGAACCACGCGCAAUGCGACCGCCACUGGAAAUAAACACGGGUUCAAAAGGCAAAGAACGAGCCACCGGGCCAUUGGAUGAGUUCGGCAGAGUCCCAAGAGCUCGAUCUCCGUCAUUUCAUGCUCGUUCCCCUCCACCACCACGAUCGAGUCUUCCAGCCAAACCUAGCAAUUACUCUCCAACGAGAUAUCGCGCUAGAUCUCCUUCUCCACGCCGACCGAUAUAUUCUCCCAACCGCAGUAGGUUCAAUGGUCGUUCUCCCCGUCGACCACGGUCACGUUCGCGGUCACGUUCACGAUCACGUUCUCCCCCCUUCCAUUCCCCGAUUUCAGCUAGUAAACGACGAUUUGCGCGGUCUCCGUCCCUGGAACGCGGUCGCAGGGGAGAUAGUCUCGGGAGACGACGCUAUUCUCGUAGCCCACCUAGCAUCAGACGAAGAUACUCCCCGAGUUAUAAGAAGCCCGCCAGACGGCGAUCACAUAGUCUCGACUCAAGUGUUUCCCGGUCACAAUCACGGGGACAGCGUCAGUCUGACGGUGGACCUACACCCAUGUCAACCUCUCCAAUAAUCCCAACUCAAGUACCCCGAACUUCGGCGAUGCAAUCGCAAUCUCCAACUAUUUAUCAUGGCCAGCCCGCACCACCACCACCACUAAGCACUCGACCACCGCCACCAAUGCCACCGCCGCCACCUCCGAAUCCUUGCAACAAUGUGCCCGGGAUUUGGUUUGCUAAGGUCGGGGCAACACAUGCGCGGGUAAACAAAGCAGAAUUCGUUGUCGAACCCGGGAUGGCGGCGGUGUGGGGGGUCCCCUCCGACUCGCGGCAACGACCUAAGCUGUCUGUGAAGCUGCUAUGCUUGUCCACGAAGGCUGCGGCAGAAGUGUUCGAGCGUCUGAAAGCGGAAGCUAGUCCAGAACAGCCCUUAACACCGGAAAGGAUGGCCAGAGGCAUAGCUGAGCUUAAGACAAUGUGGCCACAACAGGUGAUAGUCACGAUUAACCAUACGCGACAAGAUAUCGGCAGAACCUGGCUGCCGCGCCAUCUCAAUCCUGCAUCUGCCCCACUUGAUCUCACGCCUCACGUCUGUGUGGGUGCUAAUACUCUCGAAGUUACCCAGUUGGGACCCAUACCGGAGUGCACUUUUGUUCUGUGUGGCUUGCAUGCACCCGAGCUCUCUGCUGAAUCUGCUGCUAUUGACGCCCUAGCCGAUGCCGCGAUCCGAACUCGAUCUGACAACCCGUUGUUCCAAUUCUGA